Erythranthe guttata (spotted monkey flower) is the source of this 1344-nucleotide messenger RNA. Its product is annotated as lichenase. Gene Ontology annotation, molecular function: hydrolase activity, hydrolyzing O-glycosyl compounds. Gene Ontology annotation, biological process: carbohydrate metabolic process. Lineage: Eukaryota; Viridiplantae; Streptophyta; Magnoliopsida; Lamiales; Phrymaceae. The record is from RefSeq and is a predicted model, not a curated record.
AUUAAUCUUUCAUUAGAAAAAAAAGUAAUUAUGCUUUAGCUACCUAAUUGUAAUAAAUAAUAAUCUCCACACAAACUAAUUUGGACAGUAUGAUAAUUAAUAAAUUAAAUCACAUUUUUUUUUAUAAAUUAUAUGUAAUAUGUAAUCUCCAAAACCUCUAUAAAAUAAGAAGUUUAUUUGGAAAACAAGUACACAACUCUAAUUUAUAUUAUUUUUCUUAAUUAAUUUCACCAUGGCUGGCACCUUAAGCCAGUUCAGUUCUUCAAUUGCUAUUCUGGCUUUGCUCUUAAUUGCCACCCUGGAUUUCACAGCUGCUCAAACUGGAGUUUGCUACGGAAGGCUGGGAAACGACCUACCGCCAGAAUCCGACGUGGUCGGUCUAUUCAAACAGAACAACAUCCAACGGAUGAGAAUCUACAACCCUGAUCCAGCGGCUCUCCAAGCCCUAGGCGGAUCCAACAUCGAGCUCACCGUCGGCGUCGCAAACGAGGAUCUCCCGAGCAUCGCCGCCAGCCAAUCGAACGCCGACACGUGGGUCCAAACCAACAUCAAAAGCUACCCGGGCGUCAAAUUCAAGUACAUUGCCGUCGGAAACGAAAUCAGCCCGCUGAGAGGCGAGUCGUCCCAGUACGUGCAGUACGUACUCCCCGCCAUGCAGAACAUACACAACUCGAUUUCCUCGGCCGGGCUCGGAAUUAGGGUUUCCACCGCCGUCGACAUGGGGCUGCUCGGGACCUCGUACCCGCCCGACGCGGGCGCCUUCCGAUCCGACGUGGCGUCCUACAUAAACCCCGUCGUCGGGUUCCUGGCCAAGACGGGCGCCCCGCUGCUCGCCAACGUGUACCCUUACUUCGCCUACGUCGGGAACAAGGCGCAGAUCGACAUAAGCUACGCGCUCUUCACGUCGUCGAGCGGCGUGCCAAUGCCCGGUGGCGUGACGUAUCAGAAUCUCUUCUACGCUAUGGUGGACGCGAUGUACGCCGCACUGGAGAAGAGCGGUGGCUCGUCCGUGGAGGUGGUGGUUUCCGAGACCGGCUGGCCCUCAGCGGGCGGCGACUCGACGAGCGUUGAUAAUGCUAGGGUUUACAAUACGAAUUUGCUGCAGCGCGUGCAGAGCGGGACGCCGAAAAGGCCCGGGAAGGCGAUCGAGACGUAUAUUUUCGCGAUGUUCGAUGAGAAUCAGAAGAGCCCCGAGUAUGAGAAGAAUUGGGGGAUUUUUCACCCGAACAAAGAGCUUAAGUACCCGAUUAAAUUUUAAUUGGUUUUAUUACAAUAUAGUAACGGUUGUAUGUAUAUCUAUCUCCAUUGAAAUAAGGACAUGAAUAAUAAAUAUGGCUGUUAUAU